This is a messenger RNA of Malaya genurostris, 4292 nucleotides long. RefSeq names its product casein kinase I (gene dco). The transcript has 3 exons. Gene Ontology annotation, molecular function: ATP binding; protein serine/threonine kinase activity. The record is from RefSeq and is a predicted model, not a curated record. Gene Ontology annotation, biological process: signal transduction; endocytosis; peptidyl-serine phosphorylation. Bases 851 to 2140 code for a protein of 429 amino acids. NCBI's taxonomy places the organism in Eukaryota, Metazoa, Arthropoda, Insecta, Diptera, Culicidae. Gene Ontology annotation, cellular component: nucleus; cytoplasm.
GUGAGCCAGUCAGUCAACCUCAGCAGUGAAGCAGCUCGUGUUUUUCGAAGGUUUUAUUCCUGUUUGUCGUGACAAGGUGUCAUAUUUUCGCUAUCGACUGUCACAAAACCGUUCGAAAUGGUUAAAAAUCACUGCACGGUUACUCGCAGAUUGUGAUUACGGUGAAUUUUGAUUAAUUGGCAUCUAGGAACUUCUGCAUCAUUGUGACAGCACUGAAAUCGAAUGGUAGUAGUGCGUCCGGAUUGGUAGCGAGAGUUUUGCGAUUGUGUGUGGCAUCAUCGUUAUUAGUUUUCGCUGUCGUCGUCGUCGUCGUCCCGUCGGUUGUUCGAUACGUGCACUGCAAAAGAAGACGGUCUACAACCGCACAAGGGAUAUAGAUCGACAUCGAGACGAUUUUCAGCAGUGCAAACUUUGAAAUUGAAAUUGCCUUCGAAGCAGCAAAAUAAUUCACCAUUGGAGAGCGGUGGCAAGCGAAAUUUAUGCAGCAGAUCGACAACCAUUGAAUGAAUGCAAGAGAGUCUCGACUCAACGAAGGCUAACUAAAACUGAGGUUUGCUUUUGUCUUCGUUGGGCAAGUUGAUUUGAUGAAGGGCGAAAGCAGCUGGAGUUGAUAAAAAAGAGGAAAUUCUAAACUAUCGAAGUAUUUCCCCGCCGUCAAGGAGACGUCAAAGAAACAAGAAAGCAUUUCUUCCUGUGUGUUGCGGACGAAGUGAUUCGAUAAAUUAGUCCUGCGAACGAGUUUCGUCAGGUUUGGCUUCGCGAGCCUCGCCGGCUGGCUGCGUUUACUCUGGUGGCAACGACGAAGGAGGGGUUCCUGACUGGCGAUCGACCGAUACCAUCGACAUCGACAAUGGAAUUGCGCGUAGGGAACAAAUACCGGCUGGGUCGAAAAAUCGGUUCCGGUUCGUUUGGCGACAUCUAUCUGGGUACGAACAUUUCUACCGGCGAAGAGGUGGCAAUCAAACUCGAAUGCAUCAAAACCAAACACCCGCAGUUGCACAUCGAGAGCAAGUUCUACCGGAUUCUCCAGGGUGCCGUGGGCAUCCCAACCAUCAAAUGGUGCGGUUCGGAGGGCGACUACAACGUGAUGGUGAUGGAACUGCUUGGUCCUUCGCUGGAAGAUUUGUUCAACUUUUGCUCAAGACGUUUCACACUGAAGACUGUGCUGCUGCUUGCCGAUCAGAUGAUUUCCCGUAUCGAUUACAUACACUCGAGAGGUUUCAUCCAUCGGGACAUUAAGCCGGAUAAUUUCCUAAUGGGACUGGGGAAGAAGGGAAACCUAGUGUACAUAAUUGAUUUCGGUUUGGCGAAAAAAUAUAAAGAUUCCAAAACGAUGCAACACAUUCCUUAUCGGGAAAAUAAGAACUUGACCGGUACGGCACGUUACGCAUCGAUCAACACACACUUAGGAAUCGAACAAAGCCGUCGAGAUGAUUUGGAAUCACUCGGAUAUGUGCUGAUGUAUUUCAAUUUGGGCACACUACCGUGGCAAGGAUUGAAAGCGGCAAACAAACGGCAAAAAUACGAAAGGAUCUCGGAGAAGAAGCUAUCGACGCCUAUCGAAGAACUGUGUAAAGGUUUCCCGCCAGAAUUCGGCUCGUACCUAUCGUACUGUCGCCAGAUGGAGUUCACACAACGGCCAGACUAUUGCUAUCUGCGGAAGGUGUUCCGAACUUUAUUUGCCCGGCAAGGAUACACGUAUGAUUACGUGUUCGAUUGGAAUAUGCUGAAAUUCGGAGGAUCCUCUCGCCACAAUAACACAAACGAUCGAACCAAAGCCGGCGCUGUAGUUCAGGCGAACGAUUCCGCUGCUAUCGGUACCAGCAUGGUGGCCACCGGGGGAACGGGUGUUGUACCGACUGCUACCGGAACGAAUGCAUCCUUAGCGAAGAAUGAUUCUUGCAAACAACUCGCCAACAGACUUGUCCAGAUGAUGGCCCAAACCCGACCGGGUGCCGAAGGGCAGCAGGUUCCUGUACCGGGAGCACCUCAACAGCAGCAGCCCCAGGCGUCCCACAACAACAACGCCGGAAGUGCAAAUCCCGAGCCAAUCGCGACCUUCUCUCGGCACGAUACACCUGAGCGCCGUUCGUCUAUCCGCUUGCGUGGCCAAAAUUUAGACUCACGAAAUAUUGAAUAAUAUUAAAUUUUCUUCCUAAGUUUUUAUUUACAUAUAUAAUUUUAAUAUUAUAUACGUAGGAAUCAGUCUCUCCCCCUUCCCGGGUAAGGCAAACCGCUUGGUUAAAACUCGUUCCAGAGACAGCUUGAAAUGUUUUGGUAACUGCAGAAUAAAACAAAUGUAGUGUCAAUCCUUCUUUAAAUUUUUUUUUACUCAACAAAGAAGGAUUACUACAGUUAUACAUAGACUAGCUAGAGUGAAAAUUUACACACAAAGCGGAGCCGGGAAAAAAAUGAUGAAAUAGGCAGAGAAACAGUUUAUUAUAUGUUUAAGUGUCGGCCAGGCCAAUAAAUAAGGUGGUAAGGCAGAAGGAAGAACACUAUAUGAAAGUUUAGAUAAUAUUGAAUUAUUAAUUAUUUCAUUAAUUAAUAAUAUUGAUAAAAGAAAUGUAAUAAUAAGUGAAGCUCGGUGAAAAAGAUACAAAUUGAAGGCGACAAAUUUAUGUAUUGGUGAUGUAGCAGUCCUUCACUCGAACAGUUCACAUAAUAAACAACCACAAACUACCCACACGAUCCUACAACACUAUUGUAUGUGUUUCUAUACAUGCAAGUUCAAAUACGCGUAGGGGAAAUGCAAAACCGGGAGCCAGCACUUGAAGAAUAAAAAAGUAAGCGUAGCGUAAGCAUAUUUAGCGAUUAAUAAAGCAGCAGCAAACAAAAACAAACAAAAAAAAAACGGCAACACUUAACGACUUAGUCUUAGGCAGUAAUGCGUCUACUUCCAUUAACUGCAGCAUAACGACGUGGGGGAAACACACAGAUCAGUCCAGUUUACGCAAUUCUGGUUGAAAAUUGCUAACAGAAAACAAAUGUUUUAUAUUAAGCCAGUCACAAUAUAAAAGAAAUCCAUUCAAUACAAACAUUUCAGAUACAUUCGCUUUAUUAUCGGUGUACAUUUGGUUUAUUUUGUAUUUAUAAGCACACCUUCGCCGCUAGCUGUACUGUAAAUACACAAUUCUAUACAUUUCAUUGUUUUUCGCAAAAUGUUACACAUGAUUUUGUUUGAAAUUCGAAUUGAAAGGAAACUCCAUGACCUUUUUUUUUGUUGCAUAUUUUGCUGCAGUAAGAGAAUCUUUCAUAAUAUCUAGCUUAGAAAAAAAGAACCUCUGGGAGUAUGUCUUUAUCCGGAGUGUCCGUGAAAUAGAUAGAGAAUGAGAGAUUCUGUUCAAUCUAGCCCGCUUAGUUUUAUCCUCUCUCGGAGCUGCGCGAAUGUGAUUUUUUUUUGCUUUUUUAUCGUAGAUUUGUGGUGAACAUAAACUCAUACACAACCUAAAAUACUGAAUCGUGCGAACGUUAUCAUUUGAAGACGGUGAGGGAAAAAAUUCAACUACUAAGAAUAAUAACAAACAAUGAUUUAUUGCUAAUCACACAUACAACUAAGAGUAAAUAAGAAAUACCUACCAAUCGUGAUAGUAGAGAAGUAACGAAACAAAACAAAAAAUGCGGAACUGUUUGAAACUACAAAACAAACAUGCAAACAAACAAACAAAAAAAACAAUCGGAUAAAUGGGACUGACAGAUCCGCUCCCAUCGCAAAUAAAACCCAUGAAAAACCAAACAACUUUUUCGACUGUGUAUAAAACUUACAAAAUAUUGCGAACAAACCGAUUUAUUGGAUAUUUUCUUUACUCGGCGGUAAAGAAGAAAAACCUUGCCGACUAUAUUCUGGGUGUUUGGAAUCAACAUUAACUCAUAUUGUCAUUUAAAUAACUGCAAACACAGUAGCAAUUUCAUCAACUUUUCGGGAUAGGAGUAACGAGUCGAUCAGAGACAAGAGAAUAAUUAAAAAAAAAAUCAAAUCAAAGCUUCUGCGUCUAACUAAUAGCGAUGUUUAUUGAUAAAAGAAACAAUACCUAUAAACAUAGUACAUUAUAUAAAACAGAAUGAUAUAAUGAAAUAAUUCUAGAACAAGCAGAAAUGGACAUUGUUUAAUGGUAACAUUAGCAAGCAAAGCAAGCGGAAAGAAUUAUACAUUUUUAGAUGGUAAAAGUAAUUAUUGCCGUACAUAUAGAAAAAUCAACCACAAAAACAAUGAAAGAAAAUAAAAAUGAGAAAAUUGUUUGUUUUCUGUUUUAUUUUUUCAUUUUCAAUAAUAAAUGAUUUAACAAAAACAA